Molecule: messenger RNA, 4371 nt
Organism: Sinocyclocheilus rhinocerous
Lineage: Eukaryota; Metazoa; Chordata; Actinopteri; Cypriniformes; Cyprinidae
Product: paralemmin-2-like
Exons: 6
Coding region: 465-3647 (1060 amino acids)
Biological process (GO): regulation of cell shape
Cellular component (GO): membrane
Source: RefSeq, a predicted model, not a curated record
CAAUGGUAGACAGUCACUAAAACAGAGGGGUAUUACAUUAGCCUCUUGGACCAUUUCCCUGUUGCCUCAGCUAGACUAUUGAACUCCACACAUACACCAAUGGCUCUGUACUUUGUUUACCCUGAUCCACCUAUUCACAGGGAAUCCCUGUAACCCAGAGCCGACCAUUGUUUAGCUCUAAUUCACUCGCGUUGCUUUUGCUGUCUAAGCAAAUUAGCUGCCUCAUGGAAAAAAAGGGCGAGAGGGAAAAUCAGUUUAGUACGGGGGGAUUGGAAGGGGAGGGAGUAAAUUUGGUGGGCUUUUGAACACAGGAAUCUAGUUUUAGUUUCUCUUCUGCUCUCCACCGGACAGAUGCGGUGAAUUACAACUGUUCCCAGAUCCCGGACCUCCCAGAACUGAACUCCCAAACUCCCGUCUCAGCUUCAGGGGAUCAACAACCGCCAAGAAAAUCUGCAUUAUACGCCAUGGAGAUCAGUGUCGAAAAGGACCGGAAAACGGGUACCACCAAGAUCCUCUCGGCCUCAGCAGUCAGCCCGCGGGAUGCUCACCAGAGGGGCGUCAAAGUCUACGACGACGGCCGCAAAGUGAUCUACGAGGUGCGUUCUGGGGGAUCUACUACACUGGAGAACGGUACGCACCCCUGGAGUCCCGGCGAGGUGGACAAACUCAUGCAGCAAGUCGGCAAGACCCAACAACGAAGUGACGGCGCCCGGGUCACUGUCACACCGGCUGAGCCCCAGCCAAUGGGAGGACAGUUGAGCUCCAAGGAGGCCAAGCAAGAUCAAAAACAAUCUCCUAGGAAAGGCUACGAAGGCGAGGUCACGGAGACUCCUCAGGCCUCAGCCGACAAACCAGUGACCAUGAUCUUCAUGGGCUACCACAGCGUCGAGGACGAGGAGGAAUCCAAGAAGCUGCUUGGCUUUGAUGGCACCAUCAAGGCCGAGAUCGUCCUCAUCGACGAGGACGAUGAGAAAUCUCUCCGGGAGAAGACCGUCACUGAUAUCUCCACCAUCGACGGCAACGCCGCAGACCUCGUGUCGGGCCGGCCUCAGUCCGACACCACCGAACUGUCUUCAGAAGGCAAAGAUGAAAGCUCGACCAAGGAACUGCCACCCACAGGCGGGGAGAAGGCACGUUCAGUACUGCUGACGCCAGAGAACGGAUUGUAUCCUACAGCCACAGCACGAUCUGCUCACCCUCUGAAGUCCCCUGUACACUCAGAGGAUGACAGUGAGCUGAAAAGAGAGAGAAGCCUGAAGACUGUGAGUUUUUUCGAUUCUGUAAGUGUGAUAUCCAGUGGUGAGAGCAGUAUGGAGCUUGAAGUUCAGACAGAGACCCAGCAAAGUUAUGUGAGCAGUGGGCAGAACAGAGUGAGACAUGGAGGAGAAGGGCUGGACAGUGAAGUUGCCAAGGAAAUCCUUUACCUUGAUCAGGUCCUUGAGGACAACAGUUGUGAUCCCAGGGCAGAAAUGACUUCAAAUGGGACAAGUUCCCCUGAUAUUAAGUCAGUUAGAGUUCAUGGAACUGGACCAUCUGUGAAUACUUGUGACCCAUCUCCCUUACACAACCAUGACAUUGUUUUAGAAGGGAAAAAACAGACCACUUUUGUUGAUGAUAAUUUCAACACCAAACCAAAUGGUCAUGCGAUGGACUGUACAAGGACACCUGAGUCACCUAGGACAGCAAUCAAGAAAGAGGCACGUUUUGAGCUCCGACCUUUUCAUGAAGAGAAGAAACCAUCAAAACUAUUUGACCCCCCAACUGAGAAAGAAGUUCGGGUGAAGAAAGUCAGACCCUCGGAGGAGAUUGCAGAGCUAGAGAAGGAAAGGCUGGAACUCAUCCGGGGUCAAGCAGUCAAGAAAAAUCCUGGAAUUGCAGCAAAAUGGUGGAACCCACCUCAGGAAAAGACACUGGAAGAGGAGCUGGAGCCGGAGCAACUGGAGUCUCUUCGAAGAUAUGUGGAGAGGAAGCAGAUGAGAACAGAAGCCAACCGCAUACCACAAGCUGCACCCAGACAGACAACUUCCUUUAUCCAAACUGAAAUAGAAAAUAGGGAGGAUGUUGUCAUGGAAGAGAUUGACUUUUCUGCAGCACGCAAGCAAUUUCUGCAGAUGGAACAUAGCAAGCAGCCCACAGCCCCUAAGAGGAAUGUGGCACCCCAGCUUUACUCUGCCAAACCUUUCUUCAGGACUCCAGAGGUCACACACAUAGAGAGGCCAUGCAGUUCUGUCACAGUUGCCAAUCAAGAAGUGGUCACAUCCUACGAUGAAAGUGAAGUUACUACAGUCAAAGCUGAAAAGAUUUACUGCUUCUCUGGAGAAUCUGCCAGACCACCCAAAGAUGGUUUGGCUCAGAAUGAGUUGAAAUAUGAUGAAUUUACUUGUGCCCGGGCAGUGAUGACUAUUGUAAAGGAUGAGGAUUCUUAUUUGUGUCAACACUCUUUGAACAGCUCCUACCAUACGGAAGAAAUCGACUCUGGGUUAGAUGAUCUAUCCCUACGGUCUCAGGACACAACUAUACUUGGGACGCUCUCCAAUGACUUCAGUAUGGACAACAUAAGUGACAGUGGUGCGUCAAAUGAGACCAUGAGUGCCUAUUUGGAAAACUCUCUUGGGGAAUACUCUUUUCCCUCAACCCCAAUGGCCACUACACCAAUUAAUGGAAAACAUGAAAGUGGAAUCAAAUCUCCAGAUGAGCAGAGUGGGUCUUAUCAGGCAUAUGGCUUGACAGAAGAAGAGCUGGAAUACCAUGCUGGUAUUCUUGUCCAAAAUGCUGUCCAGCAAGCCAUUGCUCAGCAGAAUGACAAAUGGGAGCAUCUUCAGGCCACACAACAUUCGUCCCCCAUUCUUGAGAGACAUGUAGAAAGUACUGAACCACAACCCCAACCCCUAGUGGAGAGAUCUGCUGUCAUGCCACCUCCCAAAGUGCCAUCCCCCCUGGAGGAGAAGAAAACAAUUGCUCCUCAGAUAACUGUAGUUCAAGCUGCCCCAGUUAUCCCAGUGAACACUUACAAACCUCCCAGUCCCUCUCCACCACCAAGUGAGAAACCAGAAUUCAGCUAUUUCAGUAAGUACUCUGAAGCAGCAGAGCUCAGGAGCACCGCAGCUGUCACUCGUGCUAAGGAAACGGAAGUCACCUCAGGACCGUUCAAGCUGCGUUCACGCAAACAGAGAACCCUGUCCAUGAUCGAAGAGGAGAUUCGGGCGGCCCAAGAACGCGAGGAAGAGUUGAAGAGACAACGACAUGCACAAACACUGCACCUGCCCCGUACACAGAAGCUGAAGACCAGCACCCAGCCAAACAAGCUGGUCCUUGCUGGGAAGACAGCACCAGGUAAGAUAGAGAAGGUUCGUCAAGUUCCUCCAGCUUCGCCGUGCUCUUCAGAUGGAGCUCUGCCCUCGCCGCUGUCUGAUCUGGGCAGUGAUGAUUCUGGAGGACAGCGACCCAAGAACUUCAUGCAGACUUUGAUGAAGGACUACGAGACACACAAGGUCAAGCGCCGAGAGAAAACUGAGGACAACAGUGUUCUGGAGGCAACACGUGUCACUCGAAGAAAAAGUAACAUGGCUCUCCGGUGGGAGGCGGGAAUCUACACCAACCAAGAAGAGGCUGAGGAAGAGGAGGAGGAGGAGGAGGAGGAAGAGUAAACCAAACUUUCAGAGAGAAAAACCAGAGGGAAAAUAUGCAGCAGGACAAACACAAGUAUUUAUUGGGAAUUCAAACCUCUCUGAAGAUUUGUUUCUGGAGCCUAUGGGGAAAAAAAACCUUCUCUUGACAUUGAAGACUAGAGAUACUAUACCGCUUCACAUUUCCACUACCAAGUUAUUGCUUUUUCUUUUGUGCUGAUAUGUUUUGAGAAAGUGGAAUAUGCAAAGACGAGCAUCGAGGAUUUUUGGCAUUAAUGUAAGAUUGGUGUGAACUAAGAACAUAUUGCAUUUGGACUUCACAUACAUAGAGAUGUUAUUGUGUGGCUAAGGACUUUGGAAAAAGAAUGGUAAAUAUGGGAUAAUAUUAUGUUAUUAGUAGGAGGAGCUUGGAUAUAGAUGAUAGCGUGCUGACUGAUCUGAUUUCUAGCUAGAUUAUUGACAUUUCGACUCUGGUUUGAUCAGGAUUGGUGCCAUGUAUAUGAGUUCAGCCGUGAGCCCAUUUAGAAAGCAGAACUACACAAAUGUGUCUUGCAGUGUCCGAAAGGGCAAAAUACUGUUAUUUGUUUUCCUGAUCAGCCUGUAGGGAUAACAAAUCGUUGUUCAGAGAGAUCAUUCAGCGAGAAGCUUUAAUGAAGAGGACAAAUGAAUGUAGGGCACAAAUAUUCACACCCUUGAAAGAGGUUUGUAAGAGCAGACUCUUCGCCCAGACCGAUAUAACAAUAAA